AUGACUUUAUUAAAUUUUGUAUAUACCCUUUUUUUACUUUCUUUUGUACAUUCAAUUCCAAUGCCUCCAACAAUAUUAACUGAACCCGAUCCUGAAGUUAUAUUUGAUCCACGUGUUAAUAUUGAACUUCCAUGUAUAGGAAAAGGAAAUCCAGCUCCAAUUUAUACAUGGACAAAAGAUGGUCGUUUUUAUGAACCAAGUGCACAAAAUAAUCGUGUUGCUAUGGGUAGUGAUUCAGGUACACUUAUUUUUACUCAAGCACAACCUAUUGAUCAAGGAUGGUAUCAAUGUAAUGCAACAAAUAUGUGGGGUACUGCAGUAUCACGUAAAGUUCGUGUACGUCUUGCUGAACUUGGUGCUUUUCCGAUUUAUGAUAAACCACAAGUAAUUCAAGUACGACGUGGUGAUUCAUUAAAAAUUCCAUGUAAACCACCAACUGGUGUACCUGAUCCAGAAACUUAUUGGACAGAUAAUACAAAUACAGGCGAUCAAUUCGGUUUUCUUGUAUCAAAUCCUCGAAUUCAACAAGAUUAUUAUGGAAAUCUUUACUUUUUAAAUGUAAAAGAUGAAGAUGAACAAAAACAAUUUAUUUGUAAUGUUUUUUCACGUAAAUUAAAUGUUAUUCGUCGUGGUGCAUUAACACAAAUUCAAGUAAUUAAAUCCGAUCCAAAUAAUCGUCGUCCAAUGAAAUUAUGGACAUCUGAAGCUAAUAAAGUUUUUUUAAAAGGUUAUAAAUUAACAUUAAAAUGUAUUUUUGGUGGUUUACCAACACCUGGUGUUAUAUGGAGAAAAAUUAAUGGUACAAUACCUGAAAGACGUGCAACUGUUAAUAUGGAAAAACAAGAAUUAGUUAUUAGUGAUCUUCAUUUUGAAGAUGCAGGAUUAUAUGAAUGUCGAGGACAUAAUGAAUUGGGUAAUGAUUUAUUUAGUAUUAAUGUUCGAAUUGAAGCUGAUCCAUAUUGGAUAGUAAAACCAAAAGAUAUUCAUGUAACAGAAGGAGAAACAGUCGAUUUUAUUUGUGAUGCAGAAUCUAAACCACCACCAAAUAAUAUUCAAUGGUUUAUUAAUGGUUAUCCAUUACAAGAUCCAAGUGUACGACGUAAUCCACGUCGACGUGUUGUUAAAAAUCGAAUGAUUAUACAAAAUGUUACAAAAUUAGAUACGGCUGUUUAUCAAUGUAACGUUACAAAUAUUCAUGGUUAUGUUUUUGCAAAUUUUUUUGUUAAUGUUAUUUCGGAAAAACCAGAAAUUCAACGUGGGCCAGAUCCAUUACUUCGAGCUGUUGAAGGACAAAAUGUUAUUCUACCAUGUGAAACAUUUGGUGCUCCAAUGCCAAAAGUUUAUUGGAGCAAACGUGAUCAAGUUAUAACUGGUGGGAGGUAUACGAUAUUAGAAGAUGGAAGUUUAAUGAUACGUGAAGCAUCAGCAGCCGAUAGUGGUGUAUAUAUAUGUAAUGCAACAAAUAAAUUUGGUUCGGACAUACGUAGUGGAACAUUAAAUGUUAAACGAAAAACUCGUAUACAAACACGUCCAGGAAAUCAAGAAGUACGUCGCGGUUAUUAUGCUAUAUUUCGUUGUACAGCUGUUGCUGAUACAUCAUUAACAUAUGAUAUUGAUUGGUAUAAAGAUGGACGUUUACUUGCUUAUACAGGUCGUUUUAUAAAAGAUAUUGCUGAUCAAAAUACAUUAAAAAUUGUUGAUGUACAAUUUGAUGAUGGUGGUUCAUAUGUAUGUCGUGCAAGUACAGAACUUGAUUUUGAUGAUGCAAGUGCAACAUUAGUUGUACAAGAUCGACCAAAUAGACCAAAAAUAACAAAAGUUAAUUGUAGUGGUUCAACACAAAAUGCAUUUGGACAACCAUUUGCUAUUGUUCAAUGGGAAGCAACAGGUGAUAAUAAUGCACGAAUACUUUAUUAUGAAAUACAAUAUAAUACAUCAUUUCAACAAAAUGAUUGGAUAUCUGUACCAGUUGAACGACGUCGAGAAACUUAUACAGAAAUUAAAUCACAAGAUGGUUCAGUUAAAUUAGAACCAAAUACGAUAAUUUAUCGUACAACACGUCUUCCAUCAAAUCAAUAUGAUUUACGUGUAACACUAUCAUGUUGGGCUAAUUAUACAUUUCGUGUUAUUGCUUAUAAUCGUAUCGGUGCUAGUGAUCCAAGUGCAAUAUCAGAAUCUAUGUGUUCGACAACAACAUGUCGACCUAGAUCAAAUCCUGUUGGUGUUAAAGCAUAUACAACACCAUUCAUACCAUUACUUAUCGAAUGGGAUAGUAUGCCACCAAUAAAAUGGAAUGCACCAAAAUUUUGGUAUGAAGUUGGUUGGCGUCCAUUUGUGCCAGGCCCUAAUCCAGAGCCAUUCAUGACUGAACGCGUUUAUCCACCACAAAAUCGAUUUGCUAUACCAAAUCCAGUUCUUAAUAUGCGUUAUCAAUAUUAUGUUAAAGCAGUUAAUCAACAACCAGGAGAAAUCAACGGUGCUGAUGCAAAUGAACCUCCAAUGUUUUUUUAUGCAUUUGCUGGUGAUUCGGCACCAACAUAUAUCCCACGUAAUUUUCGUGUAAUGCAAGUAAUGGAUGCUACAACAGUACAGUUUGCAUGGGAACCUCCACUGGGUGUUGAUGAAGUUAAUAUUCGAGGCUUUCUUAAAGCUUAUCAAAUUGAAAUGUUUCGACUUGAUGAUCCUGAAAAUUCUCUACGUGUUAUACCGAAUAUUUCACCAAAUUUAACUUGGGCAACAUUUUUUAAUUCUCCAGCACAUGGUGAGAUUGGUGCUCGAAUUCGUAUCGAAACUGAACGUUAUUUAGGACCAACAAGUCUUGUGGUUCAGUUUGUGACAAGAGAAGGACGUCCAGGUCCAGUUACUAAUUUACGUGGUGUACCAUUUGCUGGUAAUGGAAUUUUUCUCUUUUGGGAUCCACCUGAUGAACCAAAUGGUUAUAUAAUUGGUUAUCAAAUUGAUUAUAGAACAAUUGAAAGCAUUGUUGCUCAACCAGGUCUUGAUCAACCACCAAUAAUAAUUCAAGAUUUUAAUCAACGAAGUUAUCUUAUUGGUGGACUUAAACCAAAUACAAGAUAUCGUGUUCAAGUACGAGCACGUACUGUAGCUGGUCUUUCAACAAGUCCAGCUAUGAUUGAACUUACAACAAAUUAUAGUCUUGUACCAUCAAAACCAAAAUUUGUUGUUACAUAUCGAGGAACAACAUUCUUUAAUGUUUCAUUUGAUCCAACCAUAAUGCAUAUUCCUGGUAGUCUUUAUUAUGUACAAUAUAAAGAAGAUGAAAGAGAUGGUCAAUCAAUAUUUAAACGAACAUAUGUUGUAUCAAAUGAUCGUACUAUUAUUGUUAGUCCACUUGAACCAGGUAAAACAUAUAUAACAAUAUUAGUUGCUGGUGAUGGUAUACGUGCUGAAACAAAAAGUGAUCCUCAAUCGAUUACAACACUUGGCAAAGAUCGUCGUCCACGAGUUGUUGAUUCACCUUGGUUUAUUGGUCUUCUUAUUGCAUUAAUUAUUUUAUUUAUUGUUCUUAUUGUUGUUUGUGCUCUUAUGACACGUAAAGGUGGAAAAUAUUCAGCAUUGGAUCAAGAUGUACCACAUGGUGUUGAUGAUGGCAAAUUUGUUGAUUAUGAUCGAGCACCAAGUGACGCUUCAAUGGGAGAAUAUGAGGAUGAUAAACGACGUACAUAUUUGGUUAAAUAUGGUGAUGGUGUUGCUAGUGAUGGUCAAAAUGAUGAUCAAAAGAAUUUUUCAACUGCUGUAUAA
Messenger RNA from Rotaria sordida, 3762 nucleotides. The record is from the annotation of a GenBank genome assembly. NCBI's taxonomy places the organism in Eukaryota, Metazoa, Rotifera, Eurotatoria, Philodinida, Philodinidae.